Microcebus murinus (gray mouse lemur) is the source of this 1085-nucleotide messenger RNA. RefSeq names its product transcription elongation factor A like 6 (gene TCEAL6). The record is from RefSeq and is a predicted model, not a curated record. NCBI's taxonomy places the organism in Eukaryota, Metazoa, Chordata, Mammalia, Primates, Cheirogaleidae.
CCCCCGCGCCCAGCCGCCCGCUUGUCCGCCCGCCCUGCGGUCCGGUCCUGGCGCCCGAGCUGAACCAGCUCCCUGGGCUGCACGGGUGGUGGGCGAGCUGCAGGCGGGGUUCUGCAUGCCGGAGGAGGCGCAGGCCUGUCCCUGGUGCCCGCAGGUCUGCGUGUCUGUCGUUGCCAGCACUCUGCGAGGCCUGAGAAGGAGGAGCAACCUGUCCAGGAUCCCCACAGGACAGGAAAAAGAGGGGAAAUCUCAACAUGGAAAAACCCUACAAUAAAAAUGAAGGGAAACCGGAAAACAAGGGAAAGCCAGAAGAUGAAGUAGAGCCUGAAGAUCAAGGAAAGUCAGAAGAGGAAGAAAAGCCGGACGUGGAAGGGAAGCCAAAAUAUGAGGGAAAGCUAGAGGACAAGGGAGAGCCACAUGAUGAGGGAAAGCAAGAAAAGCAGGGAAAGUCGGAAGGUGAGGGCAAGCCACAAGGUGAGGGCAAGCCAGAAUCCCAGGCAAAGCCAGAGAGCCAGCCGCCGGCCGCGGAAAAGCGCCCAGCUGAGGAUUAUGUGCCCCGGAAAGCAAAGAGGAAAACGGACAGGGGGACGACGGACGAUUCCCCCAGGAACUCUCAGGAGGACUUGCAGGAAAGGCAUUUGAGCAGUGAGGAGAUGAUGAGAGAGUAUGGAGACCUGUCAAGGGCCCAGGAGGAGCUAAGGAAAAAGCAGAAAAUGGGUGGUUUUCAUUGGAUGCAGAGAGAUGUACCCGAUCCGUUUGCCACAAGGGGCCAACGGGGCAUCAGGGGAGUGAGGGGCGGAGGUAGGGCCCAGAGGGGCUUACAUGAUAUUCCAUACAUUUAACGCCUUUGGCCUUCAAUUCUGACGUCUCUGAUGAGAAUAUUGCUGGCCCUGCUUUCCCUGGCAGAUUUUGCCAGGCUGUGUGCUUAAGCUGAUCAUUUGCUUUAGAUGUCACUCUUGUUACCAGCAGCCUUUUGAUCCAAUGACAGCGCUCUUUUGGUAGAGGAUUUUCACCCAUGUGCAUGAAAGAAUGUUCAUAGUACAUUGUAAAAUAACAAUAAAGGAAAAACAGUUUGUAGGACCACA